Messenger RNA from Neocloeon triangulifer, 2272 nucleotides. RefSeq names its product high affinity copper uptake protein 1 (gene Ctr1A). Gene Ontology annotation, biological process: copper ion transmembrane transport. The record is from RefSeq and is a predicted model, not a curated record. Lineage: Eukaryota; Metazoa; Arthropoda; Insecta; Ephemeroptera; Baetidae. Gene Ontology annotation, molecular function: copper ion transmembrane transporter activity. Gene Ontology annotation, cellular component: membrane. The coding region runs from base 161 to 769 and encodes 202 amino acids. The transcript is spliced from 8 exons.
GGGGCGUAGCCGUCGCCGUACGUUUUCCAUCCAUUCAUCGGCCGAGAGAAUCGUCGGGUGGCAGAAGAGAAAUCUCUUUUGAAAUUUUCGAGUUCCAGCCGAUUCAUCUGUGGAGAGUUGAUUUCCGACUGCCGCUCGAAUCUCCAGGCAUAUCAGCAGAAUGGAUCACAGUCACCACCACCAUCAUGCACCGGCACCAUCAGCCUCCACAGUAGCGCCUCUUUUGGGCGCUGCCGAGGAAAGCGCGACAGGGAUGCCUCCCAUGGAUAUGUGCUCUCAUCUAGAUAUGGGCCACCACAUGAUGUCUAUGACCUUCCACUUUGGCUACUGCGAGAAUGUCUUGUUUGAUUGUUGGAAAGUGCGCAGCGUGGGUUCGCUCAUUGGUUCCAUGAUAGGAAUCAUGAUCCUGGCUGCUCUCUACGAAGGACUGAAAUACUAUAGGGAAUACCUUUUCUGGAGGUCGAACAAUUCCAUUCAGUACAGGUCGGUGACUCCUCCUGAAAAAGCAGGCAAUGCUGAAGAGGCCAGAGUAGUUCACAUGGUGCCAGAGAUCAUUCACCGUCAGCCACCCACAAUGCUGAGUGGCGUCCACGCCUUUCAGACUGCGCUGCAUGUGGUGCAGCUCGUCAUCAGCUACUUACUGAUGCUCAUCUUUAUGACUUACAAUGUUUGGCUCUGUCUUGCGGUCAUCGUCGGUGCAACAGCUGGUUAUUUUCUCUUCGGCUGGAAAAAAUCCGUCAUUGUCGACGUGACCGAACAUUGCCACUGAAAAUUGUGAAAAUCCUGUAGGAUUGGAAUCUGGAUGAGGCUCGUAAAGGUGCAAGAUCAAUAUUCGUGCAGCACAAAGCUGCUUUAGAGGCAUUGCUGUUGUCUAUAUAUUUGUGAUACCUCGUGAACUAAAAGACGCCCUCAUUUCAUAAGUUGUAUUUUAUUAUUUCUUAACUAUGUUUACUUGUUUCUUGCUGGAUAUUUUUGCAGUACUUAGUGUAAAUUUGAAAAAGUAGGACCACUUCUAGCUAUUAAUUUAAAUUUUUUACUUCUCAGUUGAACUCGAUUUCCAAUGUUAUUGCUUCAAUGGAGAAUUAUUUUGUAAAUAAAAUUUUAUCUGCACAAACUGAAAACGUUUUGAGGUGUGUUCUUCACAAUAUUUUAACCUUAAACUAACGAGAAGUAUCAUAAAAGCUUUUGCUAAUUUUUGAGCCAACUUUAUUGAAAAGCUACCCUGGUAACAGUAAACAUAAAAGACGUUUCACUGACGUGAGAUACAAAGUUUAUUGGCCAUCCCGAGAUUACAGCUCUGACUGAUUGCGUUCACAAGACUGAAGGUGUCUUUGCUGGCUAUCUAGAAUUUUGCACACGACUUGUCACUUAAGUGCCGUGUGCAAAUCGUCAGGGACAGACAGCUGAUUAUUAAUUGAAUCUCAAUUUCCUAUCAUGUUUUUUGUCAAACUAUCUAAAAAAUUGAAAACAGUCCGUGCCUGUUGCACACGACACCAAAUUUUGCUCUCGGCUCAGAUUUUUCAAUGUGAUAAAACUCAGAAUCGGAUCAGCUCGGUUUCUUACUAGAGACUGCAUGGAAUGCAACUUGCCAACUUCUUAUUGAAAUGAUACACCUAAAAUGAGCUAAAUUUACUGUUUCAAAUUUUAGUAAUUAUGUAAAUUUUUUCUGAAAAUGAUUAAAUGUAUACUUUGAUAAAUGCAAACAACGAUUGUUUGAUAAAUAAUAUAUAAUUUUAAAAUAACUUAUAAAUUUAUAAAAGACCAACCUCUAUCUAUUAGAAUUAGCCCUUUUCUUAUCUGUUUAUUAAAAUAUAAAAGUAUUUAAAUACAUAUAUCGAAGUGGUCAAUCGCACUUGGCAAUAGGGAGAUAAGAUUGGCAAGAAGAACGGCUACAGUGGAGAUAAAAUAUUUCUGAUCAGAGAGCCUUUCAAUAUAAAUAGUGUCCAAGCGCAAGCUCACAUCAUACCAUCACUCAUUUUUAUUUUGCCCUGGGAAAUUUGCUGCCUAGCACGCCACAACCAAAAUGAAUGAUGAUGAGUGUGGGAUGAUGAUGUACUUUCAUAUUCGCUACUGCGAAAAAGUUGUUCUUUUCGAGGGCUGGGAGAUCAGAGACGAAGCCCAAUUGAUCGGAACGAUGAUCGCAUUUAUUGUAAUGGCGUUUUUACACGAGUGCGUUCGCCACUAUAGGGAACACCUGUACGCAAAAUGCAGAAUCCCUCAAUGCGAUACGCAUGAUGCUGACACAAAAUAUGGAACUUCUUCCCAGCAAAAA